Messenger RNA from Xiphophorus maculatus (southern platyfish), 2074 nucleotides. RefSeq names its product transmembrane protein 222-like. Lineage: Eukaryota; Metazoa; Chordata; Actinopteri; Cyprinodontiformes; Poeciliidae. The transcript is spliced from 6 exons. Bases 55 to 606 code for a protein of 183 amino acids. The record is from RefSeq and is a predicted model, not a curated record.
ACGCUGCAUUUGCGUCAGCGUCGUCUGGGUCUCCCUCCGGGAUCUCAGGCUGUGAUGGCGGAGGUGGACGACACGGACAUCAUGAUGAACUUCCAGGGUGAUUUCCCAAAAAGCGGCAGGAAAAGCUGCCGCUACCCGUACUGCAUUGUCUGGACGCCUAUUCCUAUUUUAUCGUGGGUGCUCCCCUUCAUUGGUCACAUGGGCAUCUGCACCUCUUCAGGGGUCAUACGAGACUUUGCGGGAUCUUACUUUGUCUCGGAGGAUAACAUGGGGUUUGGUCGACCCACAAAGUACUGGAGGCUCGAUGUGGACAAAGUCUGUGGUAAUGGUGCAGCAACGUGGGACCAAGCAGUUCACGAUGCAUCUGAGGAAUACAAAUGCAGGCCGCACAACCUGUGCAUGGACAACUGUCAUUCCCACGUUGCGAUGGCUUUAAACCUGAUGCGGUAUGACAACAGCUCAUCCUGGAACAUGGUGAACCUCUGUGUGCUGUCCUUCAUUCAUGGGAAGCAUGUGAGCUGGGCAGCGGUCCUGAAGACCUGGCUCCCCUUCGUCAUGCUCUGUGGGGUCCUCGCCACGUUCAUCCUGACUCUGAACCUACAGUAAUACAGCGAGCGGCACCAGGAGGGGGCUUUGUUGAUGCUGUAUACACUGUCACUGACAUGAAUGGCGUGUGUUUUGAUGGGACGUUUGCAAAAUAUCAAAUGGAACGACUCGUUAUGUUUAAUUUAACAAGCUUACUUGUUGUUUUCAAAGGAUUUGUAUCAUUAUUUUUGGAGCUUUACCUUAUCAUUUGUAUCCAGUGUUGCAGUUCCCGAUAGUUUUAUUAAAUCACAUGUUCAAUAUCAAAAAAUAUAUAAAACAACAUAAAGGGGGGUAAAGGCACAGUUCUGCUCAGAAUGCAGCCAAAGGAGUGAUCAUUUAAACCUGGAAUCCCCAAACCUUGACAUCAGCGCAUAGCGCAAUGUUCACCUAGUGCAAAAGCAGCAAUAGCAAAAUUAACAGCAAAAAUUUGAGAUCAUAAAGUGAGGAAGUACAUAGGAAUUUAUCCAAUGAUUUAUCCGUUGAGCUGUGGGAAGUCAGGUGAAAUCUUACCUGUGAGCAGUAGCUUGGAGACCUACCAAACAGGCAUUCUACCCAGGGAUUUAAAAGCUUUCUGAGAGUGCAUUUUCUCUACAGUAGUGAAUGAAUUCUGGUGGUAGGAACUGUAAUUUGAAACACAUUCUGGCAGCAUUCAGACAAAUGUAAUUUCUACUUCGGUUCUGGCCAACAUUGUUUCUUGGAUGUGCACAGGCAUCCAUCCUCAUGAUCCUCCAAACAACUCAUCAGAAUAGUCUGCUUUAUCUUAUCAACCCAUGCGGUGAUUGUGCAAGCCUCGCCUUUAUCCAUAUAGUCAGCUUGUGUUUACUACAAUACUUUAAUAUAGUUGAGGAAACAUUACUCUGAGGACAGCAUCUAACUCUGUUUGCAGUUAUUUAGCACCCAACAAAAUGUUUAUCCCUAAAAGUCACUUUGAAUUAUUACUAGUGGAUGGAGGUGAAAAUGCUGAUCUAUAACAAAGACUACAGCUGCAGUCAAGCACUCUUGUGUAAAGACACAAGUGAAGUAAAUAUCACGAGUAAAAUACACGGAAAACGUUUGGAGAGAUUGGUCACAGAUUGGUUAGUCUGUGGACUUUAGCACAAGUUUUGACUACAGAUACAUAAAAAACAAUGACUAAGAUCUAAAGAUAUAUAAAGAUAUUAUAUUCUCAGGAGAGGGCAUUAUAACUAAAAUCAAUUAUUAUUAAUAAAACAAGCAAUGGCCAAUUUAACCUGAUAAACUUUAUACAGCACCCAGAGUCGUCAGGCUUUUUACCCCUACUCAAGACAUCUGUCUGAGCCUUGGCAUGAACUGUGCUGUGUGCCCAUCCCUCAUCUCUGGGUUGAAAUCAGAUCCCGAAUAUUUCAUAAUCCUGGGCCAAACAGUGCUUUCAGUGGAGAGACUGUUUUUGGUUGAAAUGUACAGUACAGACCAAAAGUUUGGACACACCUUUCUAAUUCAAUGGGUUUUCUUUAUUUUCAUGACUAUUUAU